Molecule: messenger RNA, 320 nt
Organism: Musca vetustissima
Lineage: Eukaryota; Metazoa; Arthropoda; Insecta; Diptera; Muscidae
Product: LYR motif-containing protein 2
Exons: 2
Coding region: 6-320 (104 amino acids)
Cellular component (GO): mitochondrion
Source: RefSeq, a predicted model, not a curated record
AGAAAAUGUCCAAAAUAACCCGCAAAACUUUAGAUUUAAAACAGUUUAUGUUACGUCAAGAAGUCCUCAAGCUAUAUCGUGAAAUAUUUCGUACCAUCAAACAGGUGCCGGACGCCAGUAGCCAAUAUGAGUUGCGCUCCUGGGCUAGGCAUGAUUUUCGCACCAAUCAACAUCAAACCGAUGAGGUGGCCAUUAAAAUGCUCAUACAGGCGGGAAGACGUAGUCUGACAGAGUUACAAACAAGUUUACGGUUGAGUGGUGUGACCGCCAGCCAUGCGAACUCUACUGCUCCUCCUGCAUCGAGCAAAGAGAAGAAAUAA